Molecule: messenger RNA, 636 nt
Organism: Solenopsis invicta (red fire ant)
Lineage: Eukaryota; Metazoa; Arthropoda; Insecta; Hymenoptera; Formicidae
Exons: 1
Coding region: 1-636 (211 amino acids)
Source: RefSeq, a predicted model, not a curated record
AUGCCGAUGACCGAUCGUAGCCCAACGGCGGGCUUAUCUAGCGCAGUGACACCGCGUACAGUAUCCGACUUGGCGGCUUAUAAACGACGGCGCGGAAUGGUGAAGGGCUCGUGCACGCGCAUGGAAACGUUUUUAAACGACAUAGAUACAUUAACCGACGAUGCCCGGGCGCAAGUAGAAAUUCGGCAAGCUCGCUUAGAAUCAUUCUGGGAGGAUUACUGCAAAAUACAAACGCAGAUCAAAAUGAUCGAUGAGGAGGAAGUGACCGAUAGAAUCGCGUUCGAAGAGAUGUUCUAUUCAUUGUGCGCGAGAUUUCGUCGACUUCUAAACAGCGAUAAUACAUCGGGCGCGCGAAGAGGUUCCACGCAGAGUGCAACAAGAGCCGAUAACGAGACUAUAUCUCAUGUACGCUUGCCAAAAAUCAAUUUGCCUACUUUUUCGGGAAGAUACGAUGACUGGUUCCCAUUUCGAGAUACUUUCGUAACAAUAAUCCAUAACAAUACAUCGUUGAGCGACAUUCAACAAUUUCAAUAUUUGCGGGCAGCGUUAACGGACAAGGCACUUGACAUUGUAAAACCGUUAGAGAUCUCCGAAAACAAUUACGACCUUGCGUGGAGCCUCUUAAAGGAGCGAUAA